AAUCCCAAUGGCGAGAUGUAGUCUGUAACGAGGAAACAGCAGCUCCUCUGGUGAUGGGUGCAGAUAGUGGUCCGGGAGCCCCCCCGGCUGUCCCAUGGCGGAAGGUUCUAUACGAGCGCCAGCCCUUCCCUGACAACUAUGUGGACCGUCGCUUCUUGGAGGAGCUGCGCCGCAACAUCCGCGUCCGCCAGUACCGCUAUUGGGCAGUGGUGCGGGAAGCAGGCCUCGUCGCUCAGCAGCUGUCUUGUGUGGCUGUGUUUCUCACACUGUGGUUCUACAUGGAACGAGGAGACCUGGGCCCGUCUACGCUGCUGUGGGCCAGCCUCGGAUUCGCCCUGCUGGGCUACGGGCUAUAUGAAGCUUUGGGAGGAGGCAGCAGAGAGCGCACACGCUUGGCAGACCUGCAGAGUGCAGCAAUCUUCUUGGCCUUUACCUUUGGCUUCUCACCUGUGCUGAAGACCCUGACGGAGUCAGUGAGCACGGACACUGUUUACGCCAUGUCGGCCAUGAUGCUUCUGGCCCACUUAGUGUCCUUCCCCUACACGCAGCCUAGCCCCCCAGGCAGCCUGUCCCUGAACGCAGCACUGUUCGGCUCAGUGUGUUUGGCCUCGCGGCUGCCUGGAGCCUUGCACACUUUUGCCAUGUUGAGCUGUGCCCUGUUGGUAUUCGCUCUGUGGCCCUGCCUGCUCCAUCGGCUCAGGGAACGCGCUGAGUGGAGCUUCCCCUGCGCCGCAGCCCUGGUGUGCGUGGCCGGGGUCGGAGGAUUGGCGAGCUUUUGGCCUGUAGGAGCUCUUCUCCUGUUUUUAGCUCUGCUAGUGCUCACACUUGCCUGUCCACUGCUGCUGGUGCAUCUACAGAGACACAAGGACAACAUCCACGGUCCAUGGGACGAGGCCGAGAUCAGAGAGGACCUGUCCCGCUUUCUGAGCUGACACAAAUACUUAAGUAACAGUAUGGACUUCCUUUUUUUAAAGUCAUAACUGUAACCAUGAUUUGUAUAUUGUCGGGUGUAGAAGAGAAGUUUGGCACUGACAUUGAAGCUCAGGGAAAACAUGGAAUAAUGACUUAUUUUACAAGUAUGUGUUAAGUGAUUAAAGAUGUAACUAAAGUGCAAGUGAUUGUAAACAGUACAGUAUUUUGAAAUAUGUAACGAUGACUAAAAUAUUUGCUAAAAUUGUUUUUUUAACGAGACUGUAUUUAUUGUAUGUGUAAUAAAGGUUAUAACCUAAAGCCCAAU
Molecule: messenger RNA, 1237 nt
Organism: Colossoma macropomum (tambaqui)
Lineage: Eukaryota; Metazoa; Chordata; Actinopteri; Characiformes; Serrasalmidae
Gene: pigc
Product: phosphatidylinositol glycan anchor biosynthesis, class C
Exons: 2
Coding region: 54-932 (292 amino acids)
Biological process (GO): GPI anchor biosynthetic process
Cellular component (GO): membrane; glycosylphosphatidylinositol-N-acetylglucosaminyltransferase (GPI-GnT) complex
Source: RefSeq, a predicted model, not a curated record